AUGCGCUCAUCCAUCAUCGUCAUCGUGGCUUUUUGUCUACUCCAGAACGCUACGGCGCUGAACCCCCACCCCAAUGUGAGCCUUCAAUCUCUUCGUCCUUUGAAUCAUUUGUGUACAAUUGUUGUUCUCGCUGCCCGCCGGACGGCUCAUGCCAGCCGUCGUGCAGACACGGUUGCUGAUGCUCUUUCAUUCAAGCAUAACCUGUUCACUGCUACGAUCCUGGUGCCUUACCAAACCUAUCAAGCGUCUUCUCGCAACGUAUGA
Molecule: messenger RNA, 264 nt
Organism: Puccinia triticina
Lineage: Eukaryota; Fungi; Basidiomycota; Pucciniomycetes; Pucciniales; Pucciniaceae
Exons: 3
Coding region: 1-264 (87 amino acids)
Source: RefSeq, a predicted model, not a curated record